Molecule: messenger RNA, 3294 nt
Organism: Schistocerca nitens (vagrant locust)
Lineage: Eukaryota; Metazoa; Arthropoda; Insecta; Orthoptera; Acrididae
Exons: 2
Coding region: 8-325 (105 amino acids)
Source: RefSeq, a predicted model, not a curated record
GUCCGCCAUGUGCAGGGGCAGCGAGCAGCAGUGCUGGCAGCGGCAGCGGCGCAGCGCCGGCGUCGACGCGGCUCUGCUGCUGCGAGCGGCGGCCGCCGCCGUCAGGCAGCCAAUGAAAUCUCUGCUACCUCGGCCACUGGCGACCUCUGCCCGCGUGAACCUGAACCUGCACUGGGAUGACCUGGAGCAGGUGAUGGGGGCCGGCGGUGGCCGCCCGUGUAACGCCGUCACCGACAACCUGCGCAGCGAGUGCCUGGGGGAACAGAUUAAGGUCGGCGUUGUCAGCCCAACCCACGACCUGUCUUCAGAGGCACAGAACGACUAACAGUGCUAUGCUGGUGUGCGACUUUAUGUCUAAAUGUUGAGCACUUUUCUGUGUUUUUUAGCCGGUCGAAGUGGCCGCUCGGUUCUGGCGCUGCAGUCUGGAACCGCGAGACCGCUACGGUCGCAGGUUCGAAACCUGCCUCGGGCAUGGAUGUGUGUGAUGUCCUUAGGUUAGUUAGGUUUAACUAGUUCUAAGUUCUAGGGGACUAAUGACCUCAGCAGUUGAGUCCCAUAGUGCUCAGAGCCAUUUUUGUGUUUUUCAUUACUGCUACGUUCUUUACUUCUUAACAUUACUCGAAUCCAGUUUAAACUGAUUAAUUUUUAGGGUGCUGUAAAAGUAGCCAGACAAUAACAGAAUGUUUCGAAUGGAUUUCAAAAUGAUACAGUUUUAUUCUUUUGAUUACUGAAUUCGGCCGUGUAGCAAUUCCAUUUCAACUAAUAUCUCGGUCGCGUAUCUUACGAUUAUGAUUUUCGUGUCUAUUUUAGUUAGUUCACUGCCACGAGCACAAACUAAAUGAAAUUUGUUGGAUGGAACCUCAUACCCUUUACCAGAGAAUGUUAAGUUACACAGUUGAGGGAAGAAGAAAAAUGUGUGGCGAAAUGCUAUCAAAGCCUGGAUGUUUGUUUUCUGAAUAUCGUCUCAGUCAGCACAAUGUCCACAGGCAGAAACUUAGUCUUUUCGCCAAUAACAAAUCAGCGGUGAUAAAAUCGGCUGAUCUGUCUUUCCGUGAUCGUUGACGGUCUAAUUUCUUGGAAUGCCCUGUGGCGAGUAAAUUACCCGAUAUCCGAUUGUAGGAGGUAAGAAAUAAAAGGGAAAGGAAAUAUAUUUCGUAACAAAACUAAGGAACAUACAGCCUCUGUUUCACAUCCUUGUCUCGAUGGUAACUGUACACAUUGCACAACAUGUAUCAACUGUGACGAAUAUUCGACAGGAUAAAAAGAUUGUCGACGAGAAAUGUGCACAAUUUAACAUCUGUAACAUUACAAUCAAGAGGAUUAUUGUACAGUGUAGUGCUAGAAUUUUCUAAGUAGUGAAGGUGAUGUUUGCUCUUGUGCAACGUUGCCCCACAUUUAUUUGUAAUAUUUCCACAGCAUCUCGAAGAUUUAACAACCUAAGAUGGUUCCUUUGUAAAGAACGCACACAAGUAUUUCUCCAUCAUUUCCUAACCUGAGAUCGCACCUAAUCUCUGAAGACGUCAGCAUUACGACGCUAAUUUUCAUUCUUUCGUUUCCUACAUUUAAAGCGAUGGUGCAUUCGAGCAAAAUAAACCAUACGCUCGUAGAGCAAAGAAUGUCCAAAUUAGGUCUGAUGAGUGUCAGCUUUGAGUCCCAGGUCAGUACUGUCUGGAGGUUUUAAUGUUGACACUGUCGUGAAAAUAAAUGAUGAAGGAUGUAUUAUUGUUCUUCAAUGUCUUUGUAAUAUGUUAGACAUCAUAACUGAGUACCUGAUUGUUUUAUUGUAGUUAAGGUUUUCUAAUCUCUGAUCGGAAUGUUAAUUUAGUUGUAGUUUUACCACAGUCUUUCAUUUGUUGCUUACGGUUGUGUCUCGAGCAGCUGAAAAUAAAUUUGCUUGGUGACUGACGAACCAGGAGAUAUCUGUGAUAUAGUACUUGCCUAAGUGCCUACAUGUAAUUUGAAAUGUAUUCUUUAAUGAUAUGUAGUAUCCCAAUGUUGAAAGUCGUAUCUCUUAGUUUGCUUUAGUUGCAUUUGUAGGUGCAUUACCUGAAACAGUCAGUAACUAAAUGAGUUUAAAGUAUCAUUUACUGAAACAACCAUUUUUCUCAUUAUGAAUAUUAGAUAUCAGGCUCUAAAAAAAAUUACUGUGUAUUCUGUAAUUAAUAUUUCUGUUAUAUCACAGAAAAGUUAUUCUCCAAGUUGUUGUUUGAUGUAACGGAUUAAUUUAGAGUGUUUAAACAUGAUACAUAGAGCAAUCCAACGGAAGUUUGUAAUAUUCAACAAUUCUUUUACAUAGUUUCAAUAGUGUUAAAAUUUUUGUGAGUGAUGAAGUAUUGAAACUUUAUUAGAACUGUAUUUUGACACUAGAUUUAUACACAGAAGUGACAGUUUUAAGUUGACUGUGAUAUUUUAUGAUACCCACAGGUUAUUUCCAUAAAAACUUCAUAAAAUCGUACUUAAGGAGAACUGUGGGACAGUUUAUAUAACAUGCUGAAACGUAACGUAAUAUCAGUCUAUAAUUCAAGAAAUCGUAGUCAGAGAUGUCCUGAUGGCUUUGCAUCUGCAAUUCAAAUACUUCAACGAGCUGCAACACAGGCAUUGGCCAGUUAAUUAAAUGUAUUAUUUCCAUUAAUUUUCUGUUCAGCCAUGUUGGCUGGAUUUUUUCAUUGUGGCUGUGUGGUAUCUUUUAAAUAAUUAUUUCAGAAUUCGUCUUCCAUAGACUUAGAAAUGGAUGUAUUGUACUUGAUAAUUUCAUGCAGAUAAUCUUGCUAUUGCCUAUGUGGAUCUGUCUCUGCUCACCCUUUUGUCCUUUGGCCCACUGAGAUCAUUCUUCCUCUUCCAGAACAAUACAAUUAUAUCCAUAGUUGAUAUCAGUAGUGUGUCUUUAAUAGUAAACAUAAAAUUUAUGUAUCACACAGCUUUCAAAAAUAUUUAAUUAUGGAGAGAUGUUAAAUACAGAUGAUGUAGUGUGGGUGUAGUCUGAAGCUUCAUUUGUAGGAGAAUGAUCUGAAGAUAAUUUUCUUUAUCUUUCUGGUUUCAUGUGAGAGACAUUAUGGAGGUUGAAGAGUUUGUAUUCACUACAAAGAGUUUCUCAUCUUAUAGUUCAUUAUGAGGAGACUCAUAUUUCAGUAUGUAUCUCAGUAUUUAAGUCUUGGCAUAGCAGACUGCAGCUAACCAUUCUGCCAUGUGCUAUAUUGUAAUAAAUGUUUUUGUUGUGUAUUUUGAUGAGCUUUAAAAUGCUACAAUGACAAAUAAAAAUAGUGUACAGUUGGAAAUAAAGUUUAUUUAGAAAUA